This is a messenger RNA of Pelobates fuscus (common spadefoot toad), 1952 nucleotides long. RefSeq lists its product as uncharacterized. Lineage: Eukaryota; Metazoa; Chordata; Amphibia; Anura; Pelobatidae. The transcript is spliced from 10 exons. The record is from RefSeq and is a predicted model, not a curated record. Bases 335 to 1918 code for a protein of 527 amino acids.
GUCAUCAAAGGAACGAGGCAUGUUAUCUGGAUUCAUGUCAAUGAUGUAAUUUGCGUCAGUAACGCACCAUCACGUUGGACCACGCUUCACACAACCAUUCUUACCGUGUCAUACUUGACAAUGUGGCAAGCACACGUAUGUUUAUGUGUGUGUCAGUUUGCCUUUUCCAUUAUUUACUGGCAAUCUUUGAAAAAAGGGAUUUUCCUUUUCUUUCUUCAGUACACCCGAAAAACAAACAGACAAAUAAACAAAAAAAAACAGGAAGUAACAUCCAAGACAUUAAGUUCUCCUUUCUUUAACUUAGUAAUUAGUGAAGAAAACACAGUCAUUCACCAUGUCCCUCCUGGCAUUGAUCAUCUUUCUCUGUGGUAUUUAUGGAGCUGCACCCUGUGGAAACACAUACAUUACGGGAGUAGAAGAAGAAAGUGUAAUUCUGCAGUUGGGUCGGACGGGAGUUACUUGGGAAUUAUGCACUGGAGAUGGGAAACAAUCUUUCAUAGCUCGUACCUACCCUCAGAGACCAGUGGAGGUUCUUAAUCCCUUGUAUAAUGGACGACUCUUUAGUACGCCCGAUGGAUCUCUGGUUAUUUCAAAACUAACCAUGAAAGACCAAGGAAUCUACAAUGCAGACCUAUUUGUUGGGGAAUGGACAUACCUUUGCGAUCAUCGCUUUAAUCUCACCAUUAUCGGCCGAAGUCAACAUUAUGGGAAUGGCAAUCCUACUACUGUUGGGGAAGCAUUUUCUGAUGAACUGCCAUGCCCCCCAAAAGCUAGUAGCUUUGAUCAUGACAUAUCAAGUCCAACUCCUUGUAGAAACCGACACGUGACCGCAUUUGAAGGGGACAGUGUUACUCUCCAGUUGGGUCAGACAGGCAUCGAAACCACCACUUGGGAAGUUUGUAUCGGAGAUGGGAGGAGAUAUUUUAUAGCUAAUACUUUGCGCAGGGGAUCAUUGGAGAUUCGAGAUGUCCUCUGGUAUAAUGGAAGACUCUCUAGUGCACAGGAUGGAUCCUUGAUCAUUACAAAACUAACCAUGGAAGACCAAAGAAUCUACAACGCAGAUCUAUUUCGGAUAUCAUGGCAAUACCGUUGUGAUCAGCGAUAUAAUCUCACCGUGAUCCGACGACCUCCAGUUAUCCCAAAUGCUCCAAUCAAAAAUUCUAAUGUUGUGUUUCCAUGCCCCCGGAAAAGUAGAGGUUCUAAUUUCUACUCCGAAAGUGACAGAUAUACGGACUCACCGCAAGUACAGGAGAGUACAGGUGGUAUAUUUGGAGCCGCACCCUGUCGAAACACAUAUAUUACGGGAGUAGAAGAACAAAGUGUAAUUCUGCAGUUGGGUCGGACGGGAGUUACAUCGGCCACUUGGGAAUUAUGCACUGGAGAUGGGAAUAGAUAUUUCAUAGCUCACACCUUCCCUCGGAGACCAGUGGAGGUUCUUAAUCGCUUGUAUAAUGGACGACUCUUUAGUACGCCCGAUGGAUCUCUGGUUAUUUCAGAACUAACCAUGAAAGACCAAGGAAUCUACAAUGCAGACCUAUUUGUUGGGGAAGGGACAUACCUUUGCGAUCAGCGCUUUAAUCUCAACAUUAUCCGCCAAAGUCAACUAUAUUUCCCUCCUUCUGUUGGGAGAGCAUUUUCCGAUGAGCUGCCCUGCCCUUCUAAAGCUAAUACCUUUAAUCAUGGUACUAAUUUCUCCUCCGAAAGUGACAGAUAUACGGAGACACCGCAAGUACACAAGAGUACAGACCGAACUCCAGACAAAGAACAAUUUUCAAAGAAAUACUCAACUAUGACUGUUGUACGGCUUGCGUUAUCUGUGUGCAUCCUUAUAAUUUCAUUAUGCUUCUUUAUUCACCAUGUGAAGACAGAGGUCCUAAAGUCUAAAAGGACAGUGGAAGAAGAUUACAUAAAUGGAUGAGGGCGCUAUAUAAAAGUUGUUAAAUAAAUACAUA